AUGGAGGCUGAAAUUCGAGACGAGGACUAUCGAUUGGGACCCUCGGCCAUCGAUGAUCCCCUCGCCGCCCAGCAUCACCGACCAUCCCAACUCCAGCAGCAAUACCAACUACACACGCACACGCACUCACACCCGCACCAGCUCCACCACUACAACCAGCGCCUGCACGAGCACGAGCACGAGCACGAACGCGAGCAGGCCUACCCCGAUUAUUCUAGCCACCAUCGCCAGCACUUAGGCCAAUCCGACGAUCCCCGAUUACACUCGUCGUUUCUUGACCCGGCUUUUCCACCUCAUCCGCGUUCACCCCCUUCCAGCACGGCCCAACCGACCCAAAUCGCCUCACCUGUUAGCAGGUACACAGAUACCAAUUCGAGCGCCUUCACCGCCAAUAAUCUAGCCUUGACUUCACUAGAUCCUCAUGACUUCUAUAGGAGUUACCAAGCUGUGGAUACUGGUGCACUAGCUGCCCGCGAAGAAGACGUCCCAAUGGCGACUACAGCCUCUUCGCGAACCGACAUCUCACCCUCUCAGUCAACUCCUAGCCAUCCGUCCUCCCGACAUGCUCCGGCCGCCAACGGCUCUCGUACCCCCCUCCGCCAAAAUCUACGCUCCGUCUCCGCCCCUCUCGGCAAUGAUCGCCCUCCGCUUAGUCUUCCCAAGGCGGGCUCGGCAGGCCAACCCAGCGUCAAGGACCUGAGGAAAAAGUUUGAUCAGGGCACCUCACCGUCUAUGAUUCCUCGACCGCCUGCUCGUUCCUCGUUGAUACACCGUCCUACGUACUCAUCCAGGAGUAGAGCCACGACGCCGACAACCGGGCUAGCCAGACCUAGCCAAGCCUCCAGCACCACCUCCUCUAGGUCCACUGGCGCAAGAAACCAAUCGUCAACAACCGAUCUGGGCCGCUCGAGCGGGUCGAGGUCAUCUCAGACCGGCGGUGGACAAUCGUUUGCUAGCCGGAUCAACAAGCCCAAGUCUAGUGCUUCCUCCAAAUCCCUAAACGCAAAGCCUAUGACCCAAACCUCCCGCCAUCAAUCCUCGGGCUCUUCGCCUUCGUCUGCCGUCUCGCAUUCACGGAACCCUUCUCACUCUUCGCAACCCAUAUUAUUUGGCGAGAUCCUCCCGGAACAACGCGACACGCUGGCGUUAGGCUACGGUAUAGAAGACGCCCUUCCGCGGCAGCCCUCGGACGUCGAAUCCGACUCACGGCGGCAGGCUCUCCCCGAUUCGGGAGACGCCGCCCCAGACUCUCCAACCGACUGGUACCGACCUGAGAAAGCGACCUCCAGCAGUGAACCUUCUGCCCGUUCUACGUCAACGCUACACCCCGACCAGCAAGAUGGUAGCAAUAAUGCUCUCCCCCCUAGCUCUCCGGGCUCCCGUCAUCGACCGACCUCACCCGCUGUCAAACGACCAGGAUCGAGCCGACGAUUCAACAGCAUAUCUAGCGAUGCGGGUCUGCCCCCAUCCGGCCUGCCUUCUCCGAGUUUUAGGCGAUCCUACGACUCAAAAUCCUCCUCCAGGGCUGGGACUCCUUCGGGAAACCGAGCGAAAACCCCGACAGAACCGCGUUCCGGUCGGAAGCAGCCGCCCCGGAAUAUCAUUACCCCAAUCAACACUACGAACAAUAGCACUAGACUUAGUGCGAUCAUAUCGACACCGCCGCCUAAACUCUCACCACCCCUUAGAAGCUCUAGACCCAGGCAGCCCGUGUCAGUUGCUACCACUGCGAGUUCUAGGUUGAAAUACGCCGACCGCACACCAAAGUCGCCGAAUAAGCAGUCUUGGAAAUCGCCAUCAGCGAGUGAUGACAAGAGUACACGGAGGAGGAAACCAUCUGUUGGCAAUAUUGACUUUGAACAGCGAAGGGAGCACGUCAAAUUAGCCUAUCGAAAGUCCAUCCGACAGUCUAGAAUCCAAGAUGCGAAGCGAGCAGCGAAGAAUCGACCGAGCGACGAAGUCGAAGUUGUUCCGGAGUCAGAGGCGACUCCAACCUCCGACCAGCCCACGAUUACGUUAUUAGACGGCACACCGACAGACGUCCCAUCUCUGAAGCUCGUGCCCGAUGAAUCGAUAGAACCUGGCGAUACCAGAGAGUCGCGGGACAUCAUCCUGUUUGACAAGGAUAUUCCCGAUGCGACCGCUGACUCUCCCACUCUGGGAAUCCCUGGCAGUUUCCCCGCUAUGAGUCCGCCACUUGGCUCCGACGAGAUAGCUCCUCCAUCCGCAGUAUCGACAACUUCUGAUAUGACCGAGUUCGAUAAUGAACCUCAGACCGAUCUGGACAUACAACUCUCUUCCGCAGCAGCAGUUAUCGGGGGCGAUGAUGCUUAUCCGAAUAAUGCAGUUGCGGAUGCGGAAAGUCGCAACAUUCAGGAUGAGGACAAUCUCCCUACGCCCGCCAGGGCCGAAUACCAAUACCCAUUUGAGGAAGAUGAAGGGAAUCUAAACGAAGAUCAAAUUAACGAGAACACCAAUCUCCCCGAGGAAAUGGUGGUAGAGAUAGGUCUAGAUAUCAUGGACACCCCUACACUGCCGCCUGAAGACAUGGUAGCCCGCGUCGAAUUCGAACGGGUCGAAUUCGAACAGCCUUCCGUGCCCGGUGCCUUCAAGGACGACUACGAGGUUUCUCCCUAUGCUCCAGACUCUUACGAGACCAGAGUACGCGUAUUGAGGCGUGAGUCUGACAUGUCUCAGUUCACUGGAUCGCAACAUAGCCAUGCGCCCUUUCCAGCCUACGACUACGAGGAGCGGGGAUAUAGUCUCGACCUUGAGGCCCGGGAUGUUCUUAAUAACAUCCACCACGGUGGCGAGGAUUCGCUUACGGAUGAUGCUUGCUCUGCGGAGGCUCAGGAGGACGGCGACAAUAACGAGGCUUAUUAUUCCCCCCAGGCGUACCUAAGGAACGGCGCUUCAUCUAACCGAGCAUCGACUUGCGAAUCAUUUGACGCUUCCCAUUCCGACGAGCAUCAUGCGGCGUUGACGGCAAGCGGGCUUGGUAUUAGACGGACUCCUGAUCCGGGGCAAAUGCUAGGAGUCCCUUCCAUGCUCAUGUCUGGCAACCGGUCGAGUCAACACUCAAGUUGGACGGACUUUUCUAUUGAUAGCAGUGAGCCCUCCGACGGUGUUGCGCCAAGAUCGUCGAGAAAUCGGCUCGACCCAUCACCCUUACCCAAGCACGCCACCAAGUUCCCCGACGAGGACCUGAUCGCCGGGAGCCUUCAAUUAUCGGCAAGAGAUGAUGCACAUCUCGCCUCCGUGGAAGACACAGAUGGAGAUGAGCAAUCCUACACUAUCAACCAUCAACUGCCCGAACUGGACACGGGCGAAGGAUUCGAGAUCCCGUAUCUGGCCCAGAAGCCCAUAGAAGAGGAAGAGGAACCACCCCAGCCAGAGGCUACGGUGCCGCUACCCGCUCAUGAACCGCCCCCGAUACCAAUCGUCGAGAGCGAAGUGCGUCAGACGCCUGCGAGCAGCCUCUACGAACAGCCUGGUAGUACCCUGGUUGGUUCUCAGCGCGAAAGUGAGGAGUUUACGCAUUCGCCCUCGGUUCGUGAGUCUAUGCACCGACCAUCUUUUGAUCAUUCCGGAAUAGGUCAACAGGCAGAUACAGUCGAUGAUGUCAGCACUAUUGCUGGCACGGAAAGACACGAACGGUCCAGCAAGGAGAGGCAUCGUCUCGUCCAACGACGAAACGUACUUAAGGAACUUGUUGACACAGAGGCCAUCUUCGUCCGCGACAUGAACGUCGUCGAGGAGAUAUACAAGGGUACGGCGGAGGCUUGUCCGAAGCUUGAUGACAAGACAAUCAAGUUGAUAUUCCGGAAUACGGACGAGAUUAUCGCAUUCCAUACGGCAUUCCUGUCCCAGCUGAAAGAGGCAGUUGCUCCGGUAUAUCAACUUGCAGGCAGGAAAUCCCCGCCUCCUGGGGAGGACUCCAGGGCGUCGGAGGUGACGAUUAAUUCAUCAGGCAGCCACUCCACGACUAAUGAACCAGACGACGAAAAGGAUCGCCUCGUCGCACUCGGUCCCGUAUUCAAAGCGAACAUCGACAUGAUGAAGGCGGCACAUGAGGGGUUCCUCAGGAACAGCGACCAGGCUGCCAAGAGGCUCAUUCAAAUUCAGCAAGAUCGAACAGUCAACGUCUGGCUUACCGAGUGUAAUGAGGUAGCGAAAGAUCUAACGGCAGCUUGGGACUUGGAUUCCCUCUUGAUCAAGCCCAUGCAGCGAAUCACCAAGUACCCGAAUCUCAUCAUUACCCUCCUCCAGCAUACCGCCGAGGAUCACCCCGACCGUGCAGCGCUAGUGGGCGCCAAGGAAGCCCUAGAGACUGCCAUUAUCGAAAUUAACAAGACAAAGAAAAACUUUGAGCUUGUCGGCCAGAUAGUGGGCCGAAAGCGAAAAGAAUCCGACGUAAAGGCCGGCUUCGCCAGGGCUUUCGGCAAGCGCGUCGACAAACUGCAGGCGUCCAAUAACCGCCCGGCCGAGGAUGCCGCAUACGUCAAGCUGCGCGAGCGGUUUGGCGAUGAUUAUCUCCGGCUUCAGGUAGUCCUCCGUGAUGUCGAGUUUUACACGCGCCAAGUAACUUCGUACGUUCACGAGUUUCUUCAAUAUCUGUCGUCCAUGGAACUUGUCAUGAGAUUGCAGGCGAGUCCAUUCCCGGAGGUCGAGAGCAAAUGGGUCCGGUUCAAUGUGUCCAUGAGAGACAUUGAAAAGGUUGCAUUAGAGAAUCAUCUCUCACGGGUCAGGAAAAACGUGAUUGAACCCUUCGAGAUGGUGAUCAAGUCCUACGGAAACCCAUCUCUUGCAAUGAAGAAACGGGCGAAACGUCGGCUAGACUACGAAAGGGCGGAACAGCUCAAGAAGAGCGGGAAGACUAUUGACUCGAAGCUAAAGGAGCUCGUAGAGCAAUACGAGGCUCUCAACGACACCCUGAAGAAGGAACUCCCCAAACUGUCGGAGCUCACGGUCAAGGUUGGCAACAUCUGCUUAGCGAACUUGGUGAACUUGCAGGUGGAAUGGUAUUCCAUUUGGAAGGAGAAGGUCAAGAUGCCACUUGAGGGCUGCGACGAGGUGCCGGAAAUCAACCAUAUUAUCUCGGCCUUCCAAGGAGAUUACCAGUUCGCGCUUGAUGCUGUAUCAGCGAUCGGCAUUGUCAACCCGUCGUGCAAACCAAGGACAUCUCAGUCAACGAGAGCGAGCACGGACGAAAGCAUCACAAAGAUUCGCCCACGACCAACAGAGCUGUCGCUCCGAGGCAGGGGCCCUUCGGUUAACGGCGACGGUCCACCCAGUCUUCCGACGCCUGAAUUUGCAGGCAACAACAGUGCUGGCAGCUUCACGAUCUCGCCAACAAGCGUUACCCUUCCCAGCCCGCACCAAUACUACUACCAAAACUACUAUACGGGCACCAAUGGAUAUCGCGGUGGCGGUGUUUCUCCUAUUACUCCGGACGUUUAUGGCGCUUCGCGAUCGCACACUACUGGGGUUACAGCCCGUCCAAGCACCGGGCGGAGCUUCGAUUCAGUUGGAGUGCCGAGACAAAGUUGGGAGUCUAAUAACGCCAACAACGUAAGGGAUUCGAACUCGACCUCAUAUAAUGUGACAUAUCCCGGAUCGGACGGUCCUCGGCGCUUCUCUGGACUCUUCCAUUCGGCACUGCCACUGCCGGAUGAAACAGAAGAGAGCCAAAGAUCCUCGCGGGCUUCGUCAAGAGAACGGCCAGCAGCAUCGGGCGGGUACAAUAUUCUCUGGCUUGCAGCCUCGCUCUUUGAGUUUCACAUUGAAACCACCAAGCACGAGGCGGGGUACCCCUACCUCGUAUAUGAGGCUGGUGAGAUUUUUGAUGUCAUAGCGGAAAAGGGCGAAUUGUGGCUCGCAAAGAAUCAAGACGACGCUCGGGAGCGAGUUGGAUGGAUUUGGUCGAAACACUUUGCGAAGCUUGCCGAUUCUUAG
This is a messenger RNA of Scedosporium apiospermum, 5955 nucleotides long. Its product is annotated as Rho guanyl nucleotide exchange. Gene Ontology annotation, cellular component: cytoplasm. The record is from RefSeq and is a predicted model, not a curated record. The coding region runs from base 1 to 5955 and encodes 1984 amino acids. The transcript is spliced from 3 exons. Gene Ontology annotation, molecular function: protein binding; guanyl-nucleotide exchange factor activity. Lineage: Eukaryota; Fungi; Ascomycota; Sordariomycetes; Microascales; Microascaceae.